Pleuronectes platessa (European plaice) is the source of this 4350-nucleotide messenger RNA. RefSeq names its product von Willebrand factor A domain containing 7 (gene vwa7). NCBI's taxonomy places the organism in Eukaryota, Metazoa, Chordata, Actinopteri, Pleuronectiformes, Pleuronectidae. The coding region runs from base 636 to 3668 and encodes 1010 amino acids. The record is from RefSeq and is a predicted model, not a curated record. The transcript has 18 exons.
AGAAAGGGCAUGGGGGGGUUGGGGUAGGCCUGAGUCAAACACCCUGGCUGAUAAUGUAUGCAGCCCUUUUGUGGUAAAUCAAUGCACCAUGCAAUAAUGGGGGGUAAGGAGGGGCAAGAGGCUGUAAGGGAGCUAUGACGGGACGUCUUCUGUCUCACGGUGUGCCCCCCUCAAUAGGAAACACACCCAAGACCGCGCAGUGUCAACCAGACCCUCAUGCUUCUUCCAUUCGUAACUUGGAUGUUAUUUUUCUUACUGAGGAGCCGGCCUGAGAUGAGACCCCAAGGACGGACAAAUGUUGAGAUAACAUCAUUUUAAUACACAAACUAGAAAGCUGUGAUAGCAGACACAGCUCCUUCUGCUCACAGGUUAUAUAAAUCUACAUGUGCGGCGUUCCUGUGCACUGUAACGGAGACGUCUCUGCAAAAUGCACAUCUGAGCAAAGUCUAAAGAGAAGGAGUCUGACCAGAUGAACUGAGCACACCAAUCAAUUGAUACGGAUUGGCUGACUGGAGGCUGAGGCAGAGAGGAAGGAGCUGUUGUUUAACGGUGCUUUGUUUCGGUGUCUACCAGCACACAAUGAGGGAACAAAACCAAGGUAGGAUGUGACCUGCUCAGCCCAUCUCCACUGCAUAAUGUCAAUGAGCAGAAUCUGGGAAGGAAGUGGGAAGCUAAUGUGCUGGUUUGUUUUCGCUUACCUUCUCCUCUUGGCUUUACCAUGCAUGGGCUUCCUCCCCAACUUCUGGUCCCGAGUGUUAACGCUGUCCUGGGACUCACACACGCACCAAUAUAUCACAGAGCAGGCCAUCCUCAAUGUCACCCUGGAGACGCUGAAGGGAAACCCUGAAGAGGAACAGACCAGACUAGGCCGUGGCUUCUGGAGAGCUUUGGGAGAGGUGGUGAAGUCCAAUGCCGCCAUGGACUUCCUGAGCUCCACCAGGUCUGACCCGGUGUACCACUUUGAUUCAGAGCGCGUGGACAGCGCCACGCUGAUGUUACGGCAGUUCUGGGCUCAGACUCUGCUCUCAGUGAGGGCCAAACAGUACCAAAGUGCCCGUCACAGCUUGGGCCAGCUAUUUCACUCCCUGCAGGACUUCUACAGCCACAGUAACUGGGUGGAGAUGGGCCGACACUCCAUAUACCUCCACCUGCUGCAGCCAGAGGAGCCAGUCAUCCCUGUGGCUAAAGAGGACAUUCCUACCUGUAUGGAGUGCUUCAGUGCCACCUGUCGAAACAACUUAAUGCCAAGACUGACUAAUGCACAGCAGCACUCCCAGUUGCUCACCACUGGCUACUUCAGCACUUUCCCUCCGAAACCACAAGGUAAAUGUAGUCAUGGAGGAAUUCUGGACAGUAGCCGCUAUAUGGGGGCUAAAGGCGGCAUCAACAAAGACAGCACCUCACCUCUCUUCUCCCCUCACUAUUACCUCCAUGUGGAAGCUGCUGCUUUGGCGACUGAGGCCACCCAGACUGUACUGAGAGACCUCAGAGACAACGUGGGUGACAAAGCCUUCCUUCGGCUCUUCAGCGUGAAGCAGGCCCCUGCCUUGGUAUUUGUUAUGGACACCACAGGCAGCAUGUUUGAGGAGAUCACUGCUGCUCGCCUCCGGGCUCACUCCAUCAUCCAGAGCCGAGCCAGAAGCCCGGCGCAGACAGGCACCUUCCUACUCGUGCCCUUCCAUGACCCAGCCGUAGGACCGGUGUAUGAGACCGAUGACCCAAACCAGUUCAUGCAGCAAAUGGAGAACCUGAUGGCGCUGGGAGGGGGAGACGAACCAGAGAUGUGUCUCUCUGCUAUUCAGCUGGCACUCACUCACAGUCCACCGCUGUCAGAGAUCUUUGUAUUCACUGAUGCUUCCCCUAAAGACGCCCACUUGUUUGACGCAGUGAAGGCACUUGCACUUGACAAACAGAGCAGGGUGACAUUUCUCUUAACCGAGGAUCCCAACCACACACCGGAGGUCAGAGGGAGACGCAGGAGGAGGAGUAGAAGAAGGACAAAGAGGAGGAUUAUGCAACCUUUGUCACCCGAUCGUUUCUCUCUCUACUCUUCCCUCUCCUCCGUGUCAGGAGGAUUGACCAUAUUCACCUCCAACUUUGACAUUCACAGGGUUUCCGCCAUAGUGGAGGAUAACACAGCUGCUGACAAGGUGACCCUGCUCCAUGUGGAGAGUGACCAGGAGCUGAUGUUCGCUCAUUCCUUCAGAGUUGAUAGUUCAUUGAAGAAUGUUACCAUACAUGUCGUUGGCGUCCUAUUUGAGUGUAUCCUAACCAAUCCUUCAGGCCAAAGCCAGUCUCUGCUGAGUGAAAAAGGUUCCCUGGCAGACUUGGAGCACUUUCAGGGUCUGUACCGCAUCAGCCUACUUUUUCCCAUACAACAAGGCCAGUGGAAAGUCCACGCCAAGAGUGACGGACACCUCACAUUCAACGUGAUAGGUGACAGCCGUGUAGAUUUCCUGUAUUACUUUGCCACUGUAACCAAUGAGACACACCCAGGUCUGGCCAGAGUGGAGGGUAGUCCCGUAGCAGGUGUCCCUGCCUUUCUGGUGCUGGCUGUUACAGGCCUGGCUCCAGAAGAGGAAGCGUCUUUCAGUCACGUGACACUGUUGGGAGCCCAAGGGGACACCCUGCAUCAGAUGAAGCUGAACUCCUCCUCUUCCCCCUCUCUCUCGUCAUCCUUCUCUGUGGACGAGAUGGUGGGAUAUGUGGAGGCUGUUCCCAGAGUUCCCUUCUGUGUUCGACUCACAGGCCGAGACAGAAGAGGAGACAAGCUGGAGAGGGUUUCCACUGAGAUGGUGCAGCCCACUCAUGUUCAGAUACAGGUUUUGUCUGUCCCUCGCCUGGUACCUGGCCACAGCACAAUGGUGAACUUUGAGAUCCUAAACCGCGGCCCGGCUCGACUCUUCAGUCUGAGCAUGGAUGACGACUGUGGAUAUCUUCAUAAGAGAGGACCUCACAGGUUCCAUGUUGCGGAGCAAGGGUCUUUCCACGAUCAGGUGAACCUCCACACUCCUGCCACAGCUCAGGCAGGAGCCACUGUCACACUCACCCUCACUGUGCGGGCUUUCGACUCCGCAGACUCAAAUUACGCUGUCACUUACUUGACUGUUGUUCCCCCGGAUCCUGACACGUUCCCACCAACCUGCUCCACUGCAGGAGGGCAGUCCACCUGUCCUUCUAUUUGCAAUGAGUCCAUCUGGAGUGUAUCUCUGGUUGUGUCAGACAGAGGGCGCUCUGGCCUUGCUGCCCUACAACUACAGAGGGGUGAAGGCAUUCUGACUUUAUUUCUUAGCCCUCCAACCACCGAGGACAGUAUGGGAGAUACCCAGCUUGACCUCGACCAGCAGCAGUCACUCAGGGAUCAGACAACCAGCGGAGACCACCACUACGAAGCCAUAUUGGAGAAGGGAGACUCCCCUUUGAAUGUGUCUGAAUGGGUCCAGGGUUCCUCUCAGCCACUGUGGGCAAGGUACACGGCCAGCUGCUGCUCUGCUCAGGCAGAGCUGCUGGUGUGGGAUACUGCCGGAAACAUGAAGCGUUGCAACCUAACGCCUGAUCAACAGAGGCAGCAGAGAGACAGGAGCACAGAAACCAGUGGAACUGGGCGGAUAAAUCGGCCAGAUGUCUUUUUCUUGCUCUUCGUCCUGCUGUGGUCUCCUUUGCUUUAGCGCCAAUUGAUUAAAACUGUUUUGCAGGUCAAACUCAUCUUUGUGUUGAUCACUGUAUCCCGUUUUUCCAGAUCAGGAGUUAACAAAAGUUCACUCAAUGCAAAAAACAACAAGUGUUGUAGUGUAAUUCUUAAAAAGACUCUACUAAAUAAAAACAAAUUAAUAAUUAGAAUAUCACUGUCAAUAGCAUAACUUUUGCUAUUGUAACUUCUAUACUCUACCAGUUUAUAAGAUCUGAUAUCACACAGAAUAUAAUACUGCCAUACAGUGAUUGAUUUGGACACCACUUCUUCGUCCAGGAAAUAAUGGGGAUGUAUGAAUAUACAGAGAUGUAACGUUUUGGAGGGUUGUUCUAGAUCAAAAUGCAGAUACUAAGAGCUGCAGAGGCGGAUAAGAGACUUUAAACAUUAAACCCAAAGGCGAAGCUUGAUUGCGAGUCCAUCAACAAAGAAAAAAAACUAGUGACUGGAGCCAAGGUCAAAAACACAGAAACUGACCUGACGAAUCCUGAACUAAGCAGUCGAACUGACACAGAAGUCUGGAAGCACAGAGACUAUGACUUUUAUGUUUAAGUAAUCCAGAUCAGGGGGCAGAUCCAGGAUUUACCUUUUAAUUUCUUUAAAGUUGCAAGAUAGGGCAUUUUUUUCAUGAUGAAUAAAAUCGGCUAUAUUUAGAGGAGCGA